AUGCCUAGCUCAAACACUAGUUUUCACACUAGUAAGUUAGGGUGGAGCCAGAAGCAUGAUGUCAUUGUAGUUGGUCCAGUGGUAAGCGGUACUAGGCUCUUCUUCACCCCAAGCCAGAACAGAGAGUGUCACUUACGCCAAUCCAACUACAUGCGUCUAAUCCCACCAGCGGGCAACAAUACGUUCUUUCAUCCUUCCCGGCAUAGAAACAAAGGGAAACACGCAGAAGUUAGAAAGAACUGUAAGCCCACUACGGCAUCGUACUGUUGUGCAGAUUGUCGCCAAUGA
Molecule: messenger RNA, 288 nt
Organism: Botrytis fragariae
Lineage: Eukaryota; Fungi; Ascomycota; Leotiomycetes; Helotiales; Sclerotiniaceae
Exons: 2
Coding region: 1-288 (95 amino acids)
Source: RefSeq, a predicted model, not a curated record